GACUCACUUCGCAACUACGUAACGAGCGAGCAGAUAAUGAUUUACGAGCAGUAAAAUCGUAACCUUUGUCAAACACACUAGCGGAAGGCACGAUAAGCUUAAGCGUCCGCAAAAAAAGUUUCAGUGCCAACUAUUAGUAGUCCGCCGUCAUCCUUAACAUACGCACGUAUAUGUUUUUGAUAAAAUGUAGAAGCAGGUACAGCGAUGAUGUCGGCGAAUUCACGUGCCUCCCAGAUCCAGCGCGUGGCAGAUUGGCGGUUAGAUUUUGAAGAGGGAAAGGACGCGUGACCGAGGGUCGGGCGGCGCUUGGCGGAAGGAAGGAGUAAGGUGGGGGGAGGGAAAGGCAGAGAACGGACCCAGUGAGGCUCGGAGCAGGACAGCAUAAGAAUGGCGAGUCACUCAGAGGUUCGUGACACCUCACCAAAGUUGAGAAAGAAGAGUACUCCUCGAUUUUCUAACAUACACGUCAGGUCUCGGACCAUCGAGCGGUCCAAGUUCUACGAGGACCUGGUGGAGGAGAUGCGCCGGAAAAUGUGUUGCCAUAAAAAUCGAGAAUCCUUACUUAGCUCCUCCAGUGGAUUUUUCAACUAUCGUGGGAUUCUGAAUUGGGCUGUGGUUGUGUUGAUAUUGACUCAUGCACAUAUUGUUUUGGAAAAUUUGAUCACGUAUGGACUCCUCGUGGAUCCUGUUCAGAUUAUAGCAUUUACCUUUAGUGACCCCAACAUGUGGCCUGGUUCAUAUUUGAUUAUUGUGUCAAAUGUAUUUGUCCUUGUUGCUCUUCAUAUAGAAAGAUCCCUAUCAGUACUCUUAGAAGACUGUGUUAGGGAGCUGGAGCUGGAUGCAUUGAGGAUCAUCUGCGAUGCUGAGUGCUUCAUAGACAAGAGUUUUAGUGAGGUAGUUACACCUAAGGUGCAGGCAGAGGGUAGCUCGGUGACCACCAGAAAAGGCAAAGGCACUGGAUCAGCUCUGGUCUUGGGAAUACAUAGCAUCAUGUUCAUGAAACUGUACUCAUACCAUGAGGUGAAUCGGUGGCUUCGUGAAGAAUGGUCUAAUCCUGAUGCUCUUGCAGGUAUUUCAUCAUGUGCAUCUGAUCCAAGCAACACUGGUGGGGGCAAUCUACAACAACUGGUUACCUUUCCAGACAAUUUGACAGUAAAAGAUCUUUACUAUUUUUUGUUUGCACCAACACUCUGUUACCAGAUGAAUUUCCCAAGAUCCUCAAAAAUACGGAUACGUUUCCUUCUGAGACGACUAUUAGAAAUGAUAUUUUUGAUUCAUGUUUUUAUUGGAUUGAUACAGCAGUGGGUUUUGCCAGUAACUCGAAACUCAAUGCAGCCUUUUGUUGAGAUGAACCUGACUAUGAUGAUUAAUCAGUUGCUGCUGAUAGCGAUUCCCAAUCACUUCAUGUGGCUCAUAUUUUUCCAUUGGUUUUUCCAUUCAACUUUGAACUUUAUUGCUGAGCUGAUGCGGUUUGGAGAUCGGAGAUUUUAUCGAGACUGGUGGAACUCAGAGACUCUCACUUACUUCUGGUCAAACUCAAAUAUUGUUCUUCACAAGUGGUACAUGAGACAUAUUUAUAGACCACUGAUUGAAAAGGGUUAUUCAAAGUGGGAAGGACAAGCCUCAGUAUACGUCCUGUCAGCAUUGUACCAUGAGUACCUAAUUGCAGCACCACUUCAUAUGUUCCGCAUGUGGAUUUUCAUAGAGAUGAUGCUCCAGGUUCCGACUGCUUGGUUUCUAAGUAAAUAUUUAAGAGGAUUCUAUGGAAAUGCAAUUGUAUGGGUUUGCAUUAUUUUAGGCCCUCCAUUGGUACUGCAUAUGUAUAUCCAUGAUUAUUAUGUAUUUCAAAAUCUUAGUGCAAUUGAACAGAAUUAA
Messenger RNA from Hemiscyllium ocellatum (epaulette shark), 1875 nucleotides. RefSeq names its product diacylglycerol O-acyltransferase 1-like. The record is from RefSeq and is a predicted model, not a curated record. NCBI's taxonomy places the organism in Eukaryota, Metazoa, Chordata, Chondrichthyes, Orectolobiformes, Hemiscylliidae. Gene Ontology annotation, cellular component: endoplasmic reticulum membrane. The coding region runs from base 388 to 1875 and encodes 495 amino acids. Gene Ontology annotation, biological process: triglyceride biosynthetic process. The transcript has 17 exons. Gene Ontology annotation, molecular function: diacylglycerol O-acyltransferase activity.